AUGAAAAACUCUUCACAUACGGAUCGUGGAGUCUCAGCGUUUCCUCAUUUUGAUUCAAAAUACAAAUGUUGCUGCGAUACGGUUCAUGUUAAGCAAGGAACAUUGAUGAUUGGAAUAGUUAGCGCAAUAAUAGCUGUAUUCGGAAUGUUUCAAUCUUUGUUUUCCUCAACGGAUAACGUCACUAUGGCAGUUCUUGAAAUUCUCUAUAUGACUGUGGAGGCGUUGUGUAUAGCACUACUCUUCGUCGCUAUUUUCAAGGAUAAGAAGCUACUCCUUAUUCCAUUCUUUUUGAUACAGGUGCUCUCUCUGUUAAUGUGCGCAAUCUUUACGUUACUCUGCAUAUGGGCUCUAAUUGAUGCCGAUAAUUUCAUUGGAAUAGUGAUCAAGGAGUCCGUUGUGAGCCCAGAAGAGAUGGAGAUGGAAAAAACACAUCCAGAAAUGGCGGGAAAAAUGAUCGUCCGCUUGGCGGCUGCAUUUCUGGCAACAACGUUCAUGUUGUUGUUUUGUAUGACGUUCUGGUGGCUGGUCGUUAUUCAUAGGUGCUACCAAUACUACAGCGACAUGGAAAAGCACAGGGAACCGUUCGAUACACCAGUCUCCUACAGCGCCCAACAAGGAGCACAAGUUUAUUGA
Messenger RNA from Necator americanus (New World hookworm), 633 nucleotides. RefSeq lists its product as uncharacterized. The record is from RefSeq and is a predicted model, not a curated record. The transcript has 7 exons. Lineage: Eukaryota; Metazoa; Nematoda; Chromadorea; Rhabditida; Ancylostomatidae. The coding region runs from base 1 to 633 and encodes 210 amino acids.